AUGACUUCUAAAUAAGAAUAAUGGUGCUACAAAAAUUUUAAUCAUACUAGAACACUUUUAGUUUAUUCUGAGAUUUCAGAUAUUAAAAUAUUCUAAUUUGUAGAUGGAUUUAUCAAGUUAAUUCAAUUACUAAGGCUUAUAACUAUUUUAUUACAAACUUUGAAGGGAUACAUAACAUGUUAUUUCAAAUUCUGAAGAUUCUUCUAUAAUAGUCUGGUCAAAAAUUGCUUAUAAAAUCCCAAAAUAUCUAAAUACAUUGAAAGAUCACUAAUUAAAUACUAAUUGGUUGGUAAUUAAUCUAAAAUCUUAUAGUUUGAAGAAGACUAUAAAAUUUUGGUAUAAUAAUAAUUUAUAUAUAUAAUUUGUUGAUCAUUAAGAUUAGAAAGCAUGGUUUUGUUACUAGGCCAUUAAUGAACAAAUUACUAUUGUUUAUGGAUUAUCUAUAGAUGUAAAUGGGAACAAAUGCUCUCUUGCAGAAAUUAUAAUUUAAUUUUACUUUUUUGAUAGUCCUCAAAUAACUAAAAAUGGUAAAUAUAACAAAAACUAAAAGUUCUAAAAGAAGGUUUGA
Messenger RNA from Paramecium pentaurelia, 568 nucleotides. NCBI's taxonomy places the organism in Eukaryota, Ciliophora, Oligohymenophorea, Peniculida, Parameciidae. The record is from the annotation of a GenBank genome assembly.